Messenger RNA from Drosophila mauritiana, 2259 nucleotides. It is a transcript of the gene pit, whose product is annotated as probable ATP-dependent RNA helicase pitchoune. Gene Ontology annotation, biological process: maturation of LSU-rRNA from tricistronic rRNA transcript (SSU-rRNA, 5.8S rRNA, LSU-rRNA). Bases 107 to 2149 code for a protein of 680 amino acids. Gene Ontology annotation, cellular component: nucleolus. Gene Ontology annotation, molecular function: nucleic acid binding; RNA helicase activity; ATP binding. The record is from RefSeq and is a predicted model, not a curated record. NCBI's taxonomy places the organism in Eukaryota, Metazoa, Arthropoda, Insecta, Diptera, Drosophilidae. The transcript is spliced from 5 exons.
CGUUUAUUUCGGGGUGAAUGGUUAGCAACACGUGCGCGCAAUAUUUUAUUUGAGAAUUCUGUUUUUAACCAUUAAAGUGUAUUAAAAAGCAUACAUAGUUAGCAAUAUGUCUAUUCGGGAGAAGCUGCUGAUGAAGAAGAUCGUUAAGCGGGAGAAGAUGAAGAAGGAGCUCUCGCAGAAGAAGGGAAACAAGAAGGCCCAAAAGCAGGAGCCACCCAAACAAAAUGGCAAUAAACCCAGUAAAAAACCCGAGAAACUCAGUAAAAAGCAUGUGGCCGAGGAUGAGGAUGACGACUUAGAGGAGGAUUUCCAGGAGGCGCCGCUGCCCAAGAAGAAGCAACAAAAACAGCCUUCAAAAAAGCAACAAAUUCAGGUGGCCAACUCGGAUUCGGAAUCCGAUGACGAUGAGCAGGAGGAUGAGGCAGAUGAGGAUAGCGAUGUGGACGAAGUAGCCGAAGUUGAUGAGGACGAUGUGGAAAGCGGGAGUGAAGACGAUGACCAGCAGGAAGAUGAAGAUGAAGAAGAGCCUGUGCCAGCCAAGAAAACGAAGUUGCUUCCCAACAAGUCCAAGGCACAGACUGGCAAACCAGCUAAAGACGACGAGCCCUUUACCGUGGAAUCCUCUCUGGCUGCUCUGGAUUACCGAGAUUCGGAUGAUCGCAGCUUUGCCUCCCUAAAGGGCGCCGUGUCCGAGGCCACAUUGCGAGCCAUUAAGGAGAUGGGUUUUACCGAGAUGACUGAAAUUCAGGCGAAAUCACUGACACCCCUACUAAAGGGACGCGAUCUGGUGGGUGCUGCCCAGACGGGUUCCGGCAAAACCCUGGCCUUCCUGAUACCCGCCGUCGAGCUGAUAAACAAGCUGAGAUUUAUGCCACGCAAUGGUACCGGCGUGAUCAUCAUCUCACCUACCCGAGAGCUGUCCAUGCAGACUUUCGGUGUGCUUAAAGAACUGAUGGCACACCACCAUCACACUUAUGGCUUGGUGAUGGGCGGCUCUAAUCGGCAGGUGGAGAGCGAGAAGUUGGGCAAGGGCAUCAACAUCCUGGUGGCCACACCGGGUCGUCUGCUGGAUCAUUUACAAAACUCGCCCGACUUUCUGUACAAGAACCUUCAGUGCCUGAUUAUCGAUGAAGUGGAUCGGAUUCUGGAGAUCGGUUUUGAGGAGGAGCUUAAGCAAAUUAUUAAUCUGCUGCCAAAACGCCGCCAGACGAUGCUCUUCUCGGCCACACAGACGGCUCGCAUCGAAGCGCUUUCCAAGCUGGCCCUUAAGUCGGAGCCAAUUUAUGUGGGGGUUCACGAUAACCAGGACACGGCGACCGUAGAUGGACUCGAGCAGGGGUACAUUGUGUGCCCCUCGGAGAAGCGACUGCUCGUGCUCUUCACGUUCCUCAAAAAGAAUCGCAAGAAGAAGGUGAUGGUGUUCUUCUCGUCCUGCAUGUCCGUCAAGUACCACCACGAGCUCUUCAACUACAUUGAUCUGCCAGUGACCUCCAUCCACGGUAAACAGAAGCAAACGAAACGAACGACCACCUUUUUCCAGUUCUGCAACGCGGAAUCUGGAAUUCUGUUAUGUACGGAUGUGGCUGCUCGUGGAUUGGACAUUCCGCAAGUCGAUUGGAUUGUGCAGUACGAUCCUCCAGAUGAUCCACGCGAGUAUAUUCACAGGGUUGGCCGAACGGCCAGAGGAUCGGGCACCUCGGGUCACGCCCUUCUUCUGAUGCGACCGGAGGAGCUGGGCUUCCUGCGCUACCUUAAGGCCGCCAAGGUGCCGCUCAACGAGUUCGAGUUCUCCUGGCAGAAGAUAGCUGAUAUUCAACUGCAGCUGGAGAAACUGAUCGCCAAGAACUAUUUCCUAAACCAGUCGGCCAAGGAAGCCUUUAAGUCGUAUGUGCGCGCGUACGACUCGCAUCAGUUAAAGCAGAUCUUCAAUGUGAACACGCUGGACCUGCAGGCGGUUGCGAAAAGCUUUGGAUUCCUGGUGCCACCCGUGGUUGACCUGAAGGUGGGCGCGGCCAAGCGGGAGCGACCGGAAAAGCGAGUGGGCGGCGGCGGUUUCGGGUUCUACAAGAAAAUGAACGAGGGAUCGGCCUCCAAGCAGCGGCACUUCAAGCAGGUCAACCGCGACCAGGCCAAGAAGUUUAUGCGUUAGUUUUUUAGAUUUAGGCAGAGAUAUACCGUUGCAUAUUGUAAAUCAGCUGCUUUACUUGAGUGUGUGUAUACAAAUAGGCAAAAGAUAUAAAACUAAAUGUUUCCAAUUCA